Messenger RNA from Trypanosoma cruzi, 306 nucleotides. RefSeq lists its product as uncharacterized. NCBI's taxonomy places the organism in Eukaryota, Euglenozoa, Kinetoplastea, Trypanosomatida, Trypanosomatidae. The record is from RefSeq and is a predicted model, not a curated record. The transcript has a single exon. Bases 1 to 306 code for a protein of 101 amino acids.
AUGGCGCAGAAGAGGUUGAAGGGAAAGUCCCACGAAAAGAGCGGCGGUGCCCUGCGCAAGUCCGUUGGGGAUUCGAAGAAGAAGACCGUCUACGGGAAACGGCGGAAGACAAUUGAGGCGAAGGCGCGGGCAAAUUAUGCUUCCGCCGUCGAGUCGCGUAUGGCUUCUCGCGUGCCGUCAGAUCAGCGGGGCCGCCUCACCGUCGUGAAGCCCACUGCCGGACAGACGUCGCAGCGCGAGAAGAAAAAACACAUGAAGAAGCCGCUGACGAGGGGCCGUAGACGCAAGGAUGCAAAGAAGGCGUAA